AUGGUGACUGCAAACUUGAACGAGCUGUCCUAUUCGAAACUGGUGACGCUAAAUGCAGAAAUGGAACAGCUCAUACAAGUUUACAACGAGAGCCUUGUUGAUGAGCUAGCGCACAGGGAUGAGCUGGAGUACGAGAAGGAAAUGAAGAACACAUUCAUCUCGUUGCUUUUAUCUAUUCAAAACAAGCGGCGUCAGUUCGCAAAUGAGCGGAAGAGGAAAGGAGUGAGUCUGACAGUUCGUGCAUCACAUAAUUACAUAGUCGCGGACGCAGCAGAUAGCCUUGCAAUUACUAGUUGGUUGCCCGCUGAUAAAUGGUGCAACGACGACGCGCCGCAGCAUCUGCCGCGUUGCGUCCGUUUCCUGCGUCAAUGA
Messenger RNA from Cylicostephanus goldi, 372 nucleotides. Lineage: Eukaryota; Metazoa; Nematoda; Chromadorea; Rhabditida; Strongylidae. The record is from the annotation of a GenBank genome assembly.